This is a messenger RNA of Dermacentor silvarum, 789 nucleotides long. RefSeq lists its product as uncharacterized. Lineage: Eukaryota; Metazoa; Arthropoda; Arachnida; Ixodida; Ixodidae. Bases 109 to 789 code for a protein of 226 amino acids. The record is from RefSeq and is a predicted model, not a curated record. The transcript has 7 exons.
AGCACCGCGUGUACGCACCCAGCGCUGUCGUGCCAGGUGACAGCACUGACAGAAGCCAUCGCACCCAGUGCCCGUGGCACCUUGGACCGGACCUGCGUACCUUGGAUAAUGGCCGGAAGCAUUCGCCAGUGCGAGGAAGCCUGCCUGUCGUCGACUCCCUUCUCGGUGGACGACGACAGCCCCGGCGACGAGUCUCCGGACGGAGGCAGUCCCGCCGCCAUCUCCAUGGCGCCUUCGUCGCGAGGUUCUCGCUCGUGCGAAACCGUGAGCAAUAGUCCCGUCCGGCAAGUGAUCAGCCCCCCACCGAGCUGGAGGCCCAGUCCUUGGUCGCCCUCCCACAGCGCCCCGGACCUUAGAAUCGCCAAGCCUGGGACGGUGGCGACGCCGUAUACGACGCGCUUGGUCGGGGCAUCCACGGCCUCCGGCCCGGCCCGCGCCAAGAGCCCCUUCUGGUUGACUUCGCCCGACAGCGUCCAGCCGCAACUGGUCCCCGGGUUGGGAGAGGCCGUCGAGUCGCAACCGCACCCACCUGGAUCCGGAGACGGAGAGGAUCCCACCACCGACAAUCAUCACACCACAGGUGACAAUUCAGUUUUGAACUACAGAGAACAAUCGGCAUACAAAAGUGGCUCAGUCACCUCGUGGUGGCUGGUGCCCGUGGUGGUGCUGGGCGCAUGCGCGGGCCUCCUGCUUCUCGCAGUGGCCGCUCUGGGCACCACCUACACCUAUCGGUCGGUCAUCGCGCGCAUUGCAGCUAUUCAUCUGCAGCAUCUGCAGAUAUCCAUAUAA